ACAAAGAGUUAACAAAAUGAGCACCCCUCACUAUGUUUCCCUCUUCUCCAUUGCCACAUUCUUUCUCCUCCUCUUCCUCCCCCUCCACGUCACUCCCUUAGAACACGACCCACCUCACGACUUCGUCCACGAGGACCCCCCAUCGAACCCGCGGCUGGAGAAAGCCUACGUGGCGUUACAGGCAUGGAAGCACGUCAUCACCGAAGACCCCACCAACCUGACCAUCCACUGGUGCGGGCCCCACGUCUGCAACUACACCGGCGUCUUUUGCGCGGCGGCGCCGGACGACCCCGACGAGAUCACCGUCGCUGGCAUCGACCUCAACGGCGGUCAGAUCGCCGGGAAACUCCCCGAGGAGCUCGGCCUCCUCGCCGACCUCGCGCUGUUGCACAUCAACUCCAACCGCUUCGCCGGCGGGCUGCCGGACGCCCUGAGAAAGAUGGAGAGGCUGUUCGAGCUCGACGUGAGCAACAAUGAGCUGGAGGGGCCGUUCCCGGCGGUGGUACUCGACCUUCCGGCGCUCAGGUUCCUCGACAUUCGCUUCAACAGGUUCUCCGGCGAGGUUCCCAGCCGAGUCUUCGAUCUUCCCCUCGACGCGCUCUUCCUCAACGACAACGACUUCAGCUUCACCUUCCCUCCCAACCUCGGCAACUCGACUGUCUCCGUCCUCGUCCUCGCCAACACUCGCAUCGCCGGCUGCUUCCCCACCUCCAUCUCCGCCAUGGCCGGCACCCUCACGGAGCUCCUCCUCCUCAACGCCUCCCUCUCCUCCUGCCUCCCCGACGCCAUCGGCGACCUCCUCAACCUCACCGUCCUCGACGUCGGCUUCAACGCCCUGGUCGGCCACCUCCCCGCCUCCCUCGGCCAGCUCAAGAAGCUCGAGCAGCUCGACGUCGCGCACAACAACUUCUCCGGCGAGGUCCCGGCGGCCGUGUGCGAACUGCCCCGACUCAUGAACUUCACCUUCUCCGAUAACUACUUCUGCGGCGAGCCGGAGGUGUGUUCCAAGGUCCAGGACAAGGACGACCGUGAGAACUGCUUGCCGGAGCGGCCGAAGCAGAGACCUGUGGAAGAAUGCGCUGAGUUCUUGGCGAAGCCGCCGCCCGUCUGUGACUCAAAUGGAUGCAUAAAGCCACCGUCUUCGCCGCCGCCCGCAAAGCUCCAUGAGUAAUUGUAAUUUGUAUACGAACAGAGACGCUGUAACAAUCAUAUUAUCAUAAAAUUACAUGGUUUGAGAAUAA
Zingiber officinale is the source of this 1241-nucleotide messenger RNA. RefSeq names its product leucine-rich repeat extensin-like protein 6. Gene Ontology annotation, molecular function: protein binding. The coding region runs from base 17 to 1171 and encodes 384 amino acids. The transcript has 2 exons. The record is from RefSeq and is a predicted model, not a curated record. Lineage: Eukaryota; Viridiplantae; Streptophyta; Magnoliopsida; Zingiberales; Zingiberaceae.